GGGAGAAAUGACAAGAAGAUAUUGGAACAUCAAUUUGGAAGAGAUGAUGGAAGCGGGAGUUCAUUUUGGUCACGGUACUCGUAAAUGGAAUCCUAGAAUGUCGCCUUAUAUCUCUACAAAAUGUAAAGGUAUUCAUAUUAUAAAUCUUACUAGAACUGCUCGUUUUUUAUCAGAGGCUUGUGAUUUAGUUUUUGAUGCAUCAAGUAGAGGAAAACAAUUUUUAAUUGUAGGGACAAAAAAUAAAGCAGCUGAUUCAGUAGCAUGGGCUGCAAUAAGGGCUCGCUGUCAUUAUGUUAAUAAAAAGUGGCUGGGGGGUAUGUUAACGAAUUGGUCCACGACAGAAACGCGACUUCAAAAAUUCAGGGACUUGAGAAUGGAACAAAAGACAGGGAGACUCGCUCGUCUUCCAAAGAGAGACGCAGCCGUGGUGAAGAGACAAUUAUCUCACUUGCAAACAUAUUUGGGCGGGAUCAAGUAUAUGACAGGAUUACCGGAUAUUGUAAUCAUCGUUGAUCAACAAGAAGAAUAUACAGCCCUUCGAGAAUGUAUUACUUUGGGAAUUCCAACGAUUUGUUUAAUCGAUACAAAUUGUGACCCGGAUCUCGCAGAUAUUUCGAUUCCGGCAAACGAUGACGCUAUAGCUUCAAUUCGAUUAAUUCUUACUAAAUUAGUAUUUGCAAUUUGUGAAGGUCGCUCUAGCUAUAUAAGAAAUCCUUGAUUCAUAAUAAAAUCAAAAACGGAUUUGCUAAGUUCUAUAUCGGUUCCUAUAUCCUGAAUCUCAAAAACUAGUUAAAAACUUGGAAUAUGAUAUUAUUUAAUUUUAUUUAAUUAAUCGGUAUUUUAAAUAGAAAAUUAAAGUAAACAAGUCGAGAAAGCGAUGGUUGAAUCAAAAUAAUUUUUUUUUUAAGUUAUAUUUCUGUCAGAGGACAAUAUGAAUAUUCCAUCAUAUUCACUUAACACACUAAAGGGGUUAUAUGAUAUAUCUGGUGUGGAAGUAGGCCAACAUUUCUAUUGGCAAAUAGGAGGUUUCCAAAUUCAUGGUCAAGUACUUAUAACUUCUUGGGUUGUAAUUGCUAUCUUAUUAGGUUCAGCUGCUAUAGCUGUUCGGAGUCCACAAACUAUUCCGACUGGCGGUCAAAAUUUCUUUGAAUAUGUCCUUGAAUUCAUUCGAGACGUGAGCAAAACUCAAAUUGGAGAAGAGUAUCGUCCUUGGGUUCCCUUUAUUGGGACUAUGUUUCUAUUUAUUUUUGUUUCGAAUUGGUCAGGGGCUCUUUUGCCUUGGAAAAUCAUACAAUUACCUCAUGGGGAGUUAGCCGCACCCACCAAUGAUAUAAAUACGACUGUUGCUUUAGCUUUACUCACGUCAGUAGCCUAUUUCUAUGCGGGUCUUACAAAAAGAGGAUUAAGUUAUUUUGGUAAAUACAUUCAACCAACCCCAAUUCUUUUACCCAUUAACAUCUUAGAAGAUUUCACAAAACCUCUAUCACUUAGUUUUCGACUUUUCGGAAAUAUAUUAGCGGAUGAAUUAGUAGUUGUUGUUCUUGUUUCUUUAGUACCUUUAGUGGUUCCUAUACCUGUGAUGUUUCUUGGAUUAUUUACAAGUGGUAUUCAGGCUCUUAUUUUUGCAACUUUAGCUGCAGCUUAUAUAGGCGAAUCCAUGGAGGGUCAUCAUUGAUUAGUGUUAGGAAGAGUCUAUCGUUUAGUUUAGAUCCAGGUAAUAUAUCUAUGUAUCAAGAUAUUCUAUCAAGAUAAUCUAUGUUAUCUAGAACAUAUAAAUGUCAAAAUUCAUACAGUCUAACCGGAAUAGAAAAAAAAAGAUUCGAGCGAGAAGUGUAAAAUAAAAAAGAAAAGAAGGCGUUGGUUAGUAGAGAGGGGGUGCCGCAGGUAUGUGGAAUCUAAUGACUAUUUAAGUUAAUUCUUGCAGAUUAGAUGGUUCGAAGAAUGAUUAGAAAAUCCGAUUGAAUUAAAAAUAGAAUCGCCGGUUUACGUUAUUGAAGAAACAUAUGUAUAUUUUAUAUUAGAGAUUGGCAAGUUAUAUAUGAAUGAAUAUUUCAUUUGCCCUACUUAAAUUUCUUAAAUUUCGGAUACCAAACUGAAGUCCUUCCGUUUUGUUUAGGACUGCGAAUUGAAUGAAUAAACAGAUCAAAUAACGAAAAAGAUCGAAGAAUGAUUAAUGAUUAGAAAAAAUAAA
Amaranthus tricolor (Joseph's coat) is the source of this 2191-nucleotide messenger RNA. RefSeq names its product ATP synthase subunit a, chloroplastic. The coding region runs from base 932 to 1675 and encodes 247 amino acids. Gene Ontology annotation, molecular function: proton transmembrane transporter activity. Gene Ontology annotation, biological process: proton motive force-driven ATP synthesis. The transcript has a single exon. NCBI's taxonomy places the organism in Eukaryota, Viridiplantae, Streptophyta, Magnoliopsida, Caryophyllales, Amaranthaceae. The record is from RefSeq and is a predicted model, not a curated record.